Messenger RNA from Coregonus sp. 'balchen', 4111 nucleotides. NCBI's taxonomy places the organism in Eukaryota, Metazoa, Chordata, Actinopteri, Salmoniformes, Salmonidae. The record is from the annotation of a GenBank genome assembly.
AUGGCCAACCCUGAAACCCUGCUGGGAGAGAUAGAGGCCAAGACAAAGAAACUCAUAGGUACUGGAUCAAGCAGAAAAUCAGUCAGUCAGUCUGUCUAUCAACCAAUAAGUCAGGCAGUCAAUCAAUCUGACUUUGCAUUAUAUGUGAUUCAAUUUCAGCCAAAAGAACAACACCUCUUCGGGAGUACAUCAAGAAUAAGAAACUUGAGAAGCAGGUAAGAGUAAUGUAACAGUGAAAAAUAAUCCAUUUAUAGUUGCCCUUUGUGGACUUCUAUCCAGAUGUAGAUCAACUCUCACAAUAAGGUGCCAUUUUUCUGUAGAGGAUAAGAGAGGAGAAGAGAGAGGAGCGGCGAUGCAGGGAGCUGGAGAAGAAACGCCUGAGGGAGGAGGAGAAGAGGAAGAGGAGGGAGGAGGAGAGGCGCAAACGCGAGGCGGAUAAACAGAAGAAACUAUCAGAGAAGGAGAUAAAGAUCAAGGUGGUCACUGGUUCUGUUGACACAAAGUUCAAAUCAAAGAACAUUUUGAGUGGUAUAUGCACAUUCACCAAAUGAAAGCUUUUAGGAAGCCCUUCGUGAGCUGGAUUUUGUUAGUUGUAACUAUUAGUCAGAUAGACAGUAAUCUUGCCACCCAGAGUUAAGGCUGUGUCAAGAGAUUUUAUAGUUAGUGACUGUGUUUUGUUAAUAACUGUUGGUAGUUGUUGGAUAGUAAGUGUAUUUUGGGCUUGCCUCAGCUCCUGAAGAAGAGUGACCGGGACGAUGACGUGGACUCCGACAGGCUCAAGGACAAAGGAGACAGUGGGGACACAGAGAGGGCCAAGUGGGACAAACCCAGUGGACACAUGAAGUCAAAGGAAACCAAGGACAAGUAAGGAGCUUUUACUGCACUAUUUGUGAUGUUUUUGUUUUAUAUCAGUCUCCGAUGCUUUGUUUUUCUCAGUUAUGACAAACCCAAGUUGGAGUUAGCUAGUGGUAAAGGACGGGAUGUUUUAUAUGCCUUACUGUGAGGUUUCUAUCCUUAUCACAGUGGGAUGCCAAAUUUGGCCUUGACCCACCUGGAGCCUUUACAGCUUUAUGUGACAAAACCAAUGUUUAUAGCCAGGGCCUGGUCAUAAGCUGAUACCACAACCCUCCAGUGUCAUAACUAGGGCUGUUGCGGUGACCUUAUUACAGUCACACUGGCAGUCCUGAGUCAUGACCGCAGUAAAAUUGCACGUGACCCUUGAGUUACGGGAAUCUCCUCUCAGGAUAUGUGUUGGUAGUACCCUAAUGAACAUUAGGUCGCUAAAUGGCCUGGUACUCAGGGCUCUAUUGUCCCUCUAAUCACUCUGACAUCAAUGCAAAUGCAAUCAAAAAUCACAUCAAACACUUUUCAUCAAAACAGUAUCAUGCUUUUAAAACUCGCCUCACUGUGAUGAAAAAAGUUCAAAAGCAGGUUGAAACUGAGUGUAAAACAUGGUCGGUCAUUGUGGAUGUUGUUUCAAAGCCUAACACAACAAAAUGGACAAUGCCUUCUAUUAGAGCUUAUGCAUAGGCUUAUAAGCCCAAGCCCGGAAAAAAAAACCUGAAUAAAAAUUAUGAUUGUGCUGUUAUACAAUACAUAGCCUACUGCAUAUUACGCAUCGCAGAAAAACAUUAAAAAAAACUGAUUUAAGUUGUCUUUGGUACAUAAUUGGUCUAGCCUAUAGGCCUACUCCACAAUUACAUUUGAGUAAUUGUGUAGAAUGUAUUAUUAUGCAAACUGGAUGGACUGGGUUACCGUAUGCUACGCUCCAAAAUUUCUAUCCACGAGUCUAGGAGAGAAUGUAUACAACUAGGCGAUGCUGUUGGUUCAUUGAUUGUGCAGGGUGGCUUACAGUUCUGGUGAUUUUUUUAUAUUUUCAUAAUUAAUAGGCCGACAUAUUACCUUUAGCUACAGAAUAUCUCACCACCAAUUGUUUCCAUCUGCUCCUCUCUCUCCUUAAUUCCUUUCUCAAGCGUGCAAAGGGGGUGUCAACAGUUUAGUGAAAUAUGUUCAGUUGCGAAAACAUGUUACAAUCGAUGUUCCCGAACAGAUUUCACUUGGUUUCCCAAAUUAAGCACUGGGUAGCUGCAGGAACAGGGUUGGAGUCCAUGGCAUACAGAGUUUGGGCGGAAAAUCACCUGUUGUGUAGCGAGAACAUGCUCCUCAAACAGUAGUUGAUGUGUGGAGUGAAAUAAGUGUUCUUAUAUUUAUUUCUCAGCUGCUCAUAUUAAGCACAGCUCCCCUAUAAAACCGAAGUAACCGAAGUAGCCUAUCCGACAUCAUUGAAAAGCGGACCUCCAUUUGCUAUUCGAGUGCGGAUGACGUCUUUUUUUUCCCCCGGGCCCCUGCCCGUUUGAUUACGGGCCAUUCUAAAUCGAGACUAAUUUGACAUAUUAGUAAAGACAAGAUUAAAUUGAGAAUAGUCUGAUUGGUGAAUAUAUGAUCACUUGAUGAGAGAACAGCUGUGCAACCUGAGGCAAGGAACAGAGUGCAAGCUUUUUUUCCGACUUUCUCAAAUCAUCAAUAGCCUAUAGUCGCAUCAUGCAACCCAUAUAUGUUUUGAUUUCUAAGACAUUCUAAGAUUGUAUUAUUCACAACUAAAGUUGCCAAGUAACUCUAAAUCUAGUGUAUAGGACCUGUUUCAAAUGAUCACUUUUACGCUCAACAUAGCCACUUCAUAUGCGCACUUGCUCCGGAAUGGGAAAAAUAUCCCUUCUAUUUUAUUCAGCAGAGUUCAAUUAUAUUCUUCUUACUAUAAAAUCAUACAAAAUAAUGGCACGGGACUGAUGAGCAUAUCUUGUCAGCUAAAUGAAGACGCCUACAGCCUAUGGCAUGGAGCAUAUAGAUAAAAUACAUUUUAUGUAUAUCAUAAUGUUUCUUUAGACCUGAAUAAAAAUAUAUAAUGUAUUUAUUGUUAUAGUGUAUAUUAAAUUGAUUUAUUCAACUUUUUAAAUGUAGAUGUUCCAAAGGCGCACAUCAGCGGCUUUAAGGCAGCUUGUAUGCGUGGAGGCCUGGAGAUGCUAAACUUGUUUAUGUUAAUUAACGGUCAAUUAUUGCAUGACAAUAACCAGUGGACAAACUUUCAUGAUCGCCACAGCCCUAGUCAUAACCAGUCUAACUGUGCUUCCCUUUCCUGCCACUAGGGUUCCGAUGGAGAGCGAUAAGGAACAGAGAGAGCAUGGCUGCAGGCAUAGAGACAAAGACCACAGAAGAAGAGACGAGGAGAGAAAACGACAGCGCCACCACUACGAGUUCGACAAGUUCAUGCGGUGCAAGGAGGAGACCAAGUGGGGUAAAGGCUACUGCCAAGACCGGGCCAAGAAAGAUGGCCACCACCACAGCUCCUACUCCUACUGCCCCAACACGGGCGACAAGGAGGACAGAGAGGACAUUGGCGGUAGCAGGAAGGACCGUGUCUGGAACAAGGUGAGCGACAAGGUGAGCAAGAGAGGUAGGUUGUUUUUUUGUGGUUGAUUUUUAUUUAAAGAACAAUGAUAAUAUAAAGUAGGUUACGCAUUAUUACUGUGUAAUUAUUCCUGUAAGUACCAUGCAGCAAGUAUUGUUGCAAGGUUUGAUUCCUUUGGAAUUCUUUGAGGAUUUCAACCUGUCAUUAUACUGAUUGAAAUAUUUUCAAGUAAACAAAGGUGGUUUUACGUUGUUGUGAUAUAUUCUGUUUUUUUUUACGAUACAACCCCACCACACACAUUUCCAGCUGCUUGUCACACUGCUUGUAUACCCUAGUCUGUGUUUCAUCAGCUGUGCAAACAGACAGUGCUAUACUGUUACAGUGCAGUGGAGACAUUUUUAUUUCAAUAUAACUUUAUUGUCCACGAGAUGAUAGAUUUACAGUUUAAGAUUAUCAUAUGUACAGUCAUCCUACAUUGUGUUAAAAACGGUGAGAAUUGCAGUACAUAUAUAUGCACUACACAUAAGAGCACACAUACAUACAAACUCACAUAACAAAUACCUUGACAUAAUAUUACAUAUUUGCAUGUAACUCCCAUUGAUCGAGGCCUGUGUCUCUCAGUCUGUGUUAGCCUAUCAGGACAGAGGGACGUCCCAGUCAGAGGGGCCACACCAGAUAGGAGGACCUCUGCCAAACAAGGUAUAG